Molecule: messenger RNA, 12197 nt
Organism: Schistosoma rodhaini
Lineage: Eukaryota; Metazoa; Platyhelminthes; Trematoda; Strigeidida; Schistosomatidae
Source: the annotation of a GenBank genome assembly
AUAUAUUGGGGGAAUUGACUGGCGUAAGUUUGUAAAAUUCUUACUUCAUUGCACUCAUUAGAUUUCUUGUUAUUUCUCACCAUUCUUUGCAUGCGUUUGAGUUUCCACUAAUCAUGCACAUGUGUCUUUUUAUUAUAAACAAAGUGUUACUUCUAAAAUUAAGUGGUCUCUAUGUACAGAAGGUUUAACUAUUUCAUGCCUUUUAUUCACUUCUCUAUCUUAAUUUGAUUUCUGUUUUUCUUUCUAUGAUUUCGUCUUUUGGUUAUAGGUAAAAUGAAAUGCUCUGAAGGAUGUAGAACUUCUAUAUUUUCUAACGUUACAGUGUCGUUUUUUAGAAUGAAUUAAUUUGUUAAACGAAUAUUACUUCUAGUUUUCUAGUUUCAGUAUUCAUUAAUUUGACAGUAUAUCUGAUGCAUAAGCAUGGAUGUUUUUCAUUGGGAAAUCAGUAUCCGUGGGCGAACAAUGUAGUUUUUGUGAGUGAUAUGAGACAGACUUAAUAUCUCUUUUAUCAGAAAAGAAAACAAAUUACUACAGGAAAUAGCAUUGUGUGUUUACUCGUUGGUUUUAGAUCUAGUUACUAAUUGCUGUACUCACAGAGGGCAAAUAUGAGAAAGAUAAAAAUAUACAGUUUAUGGUGUUGUUUUUACAGUAACAUUUAUUCAUCGCUUUCUAAUAUCUUUUAGUUUUUCUGUGACCAUCAUGUAUUUGUGUUUUUGACAAACCCAUGCUUCAAUAAAUCGUUAGAAAAGAUACCUUAAUAUACUUUCUCGAUUUGCUCAAGUGCACGACGUAUACAAUGUAUUUAGACAGAGUUUGUCUGAGAUGGCUAAUUUGACAGUUAGUUUUUAUCAUGGACUAAAACCGAUGGGAGAACCUCUGGAGAGGCGAGUCUUUGGUAUGACCUGGCCUAUUGUCCUGAGUGUGUAUUUACUUUAGAAGCACCAGUUAGGAUGAAAUAGCCGUCUAGUGCUCUCUGGUUUUUAUUAGUUAUUGCCAGUCUUUGGUUCAAACAUAACGUACUUUAGAUGAUAUAGCGUUGUUAACUUAUACGUUUGAAGCACUAGAAGUUAUAGUUUUUAGCUUCGUUUUUGGCAUACUUGUCAUUCAGUUUGAAAUGUACUGUACACUGUAAUAGGUUAGUAAAUCACGUGGUCUAUGUACUGAGUCAGAAGGUCACUUUGGAUUUUGUCAAGUGACGUCGCUUCUGGGGCAAGUAAGAUUUCUUUGCACCUAUCACGUAGCGAGUAUACUGUGCAGUAGUUCCUUUUGUAUUACUUUGUAAUUGUAAAACAUAACCUUUAAAAGAGAUUAAAGUACUUUGGUUAGAAGUUUUUUUCAGAAAAUUGCUGGCUUGUGAGGAAAUCACUGGAUGGGGAAUGCCAGUGUUAUGAGUUUAGUACCAAAUAAAUUUCGGUUUUUAAUUUAUAAGGUUAUUAAUCUCGACCUACUUGAUUGGUUGUAAGAUUUUUUACUCUUUCAUUAAUACCGAUUACCUCCAAAAGUUAUGACGACUAGUAAAGAGGUAAAUUGAAAAGGAUUAACAACGGUUAGACCAGUGGUAUAGUAUACGUCCGUAUAGUCAUUUACUGUUGCUUUAGGUCACAUUAAUAGGUACAAGUGCCUUGCUUGUAUAAUAGAAAAUAAUAGUAAUAGUUUUGUCCGAACUCAGCUACUAUGGAACGAGUGGGUUUUUUCCUUAACUUCUGGAACAUACUAUUGGUCCAUAAUUUUCGCUCUUCAAUUUAAUUUGUUUCUUUUACAUGUCUCUUUUCUUUUCUACUACUACCUUCUGUAAUAUUUCCAUCCUUUUGUUUUCCCUCUUCCUAUGGUGAUAUAAAAUGUAACGAUUUGAGCUUAUAUGAAUUCGUACAAAGUCCUUUUUUUCAUGCUCAUCUUUUCCUGAUGUAACUUGUUGCUUUUUAUUCUGACUAGAAAGCGUUUGUUAUUCAAGCUACCACAUACAUUUUUCCUAGAAAUUAGUACAGUCUUUUAUCCUACUUUUAUCCAUUCUGUCGUUUUAGUCCAUGUUGUACAUGUGAUCAUGGUUACUGAUUAAUGAAGUGAUAUUUACUUAUCUUGCUUUCUGCACAUUUUCUAAUAUGAAAAUGUUUUACCUUGUAAAUGGACUAUAUUCGCGGACAAAGAACACCAAGCAUAAAGUACUGUAUAUUGCACGCAUUCAGUUGUUGAACCUUAUUUAUCGAUUAUGGAUAUCAUAAAUGAUGUUGAGUAAUUUGAGUACUGUAUGACUCACUUCAAUCACAGACUGAAACACUUUCAAGCUUACGUGGAAAUACACUGUACUGAAUCCAUCCACGAUGUUAUGAAGUUGGUUUUUAUUCAAAUCAGACGUUGUUAUGAUGUACAGAAGUGUCAGACUGACACUGUCCAAAGUUUAUUUCAAAUAAUUUUGAUUUCAGAAAAAUACAGAAACACUUAAAUUACUAACUAUAAUAUAAUUUAAUAAUAUGACUUAAUUCUUUCAUGAAAAUAAGCAGUUAAUUUGGGCAAUUCAGUAUUGUUUGAAUGUACGAAGUUAGCUGAACUCGUUUCUUGUCAGUCUUCAUGUACAUAGAUUGUUUUACAGUUUCAGUAUGACUAAAAAUGGAUGCUUAGACGAAUAUCUAUUGGUCAUUAACAUUUUGACUAAACUGAAGAUUCUUGCUCAUCAAAUUAUGGUAUAUGGAUACUUCGGUUCGGGAUACUGUGUAGUGUCAUUAGCCCUUACUCCUAAAGUGUAGCUCAUACCUAAGAACCUGGUGAAUAAGUUAAUCUUUAUUUUCUUAUAUAUGUAUGGGACUCACCAUGUACUUAACAGAGAUGCUUCAUGUAAAUAAUGUGUUAUUAUAAAUCUGUAGUUAGGGUGUUCAGUUUUAUAUAUAUGAGCAACUUGUAUGGAUUAACACCAGUGACUUAAAGAGAUUAGAUGUAAACAUUUAAUAAUGAAAUAUUCGUUGAUUAUUUUCAAUCUAGUUGAUAUAUCGUCAUUUUAUUUUGGAAUAUUGGGAUUAAGUGAAGGUUUAUGCUGUUCAAUUUCAUCUUACCCGAAUAGUUAGCUUGAUAUAAUGGUAACUGGUUUGCCUUACUUUAGUCUUUCAAUUUUGCGAUACAUAAUUCUUAUCACUUGUACUAACAAUGGUAAUAAUAGUAAUAAUAAUGAAAAUAACAAUAAUUUUCUCUCCAUCAAUAAAUAUUUCAUGAAAUUCUGAACUUAUAGUCUUUUUCUUCACAGUGUUAGAAUAUUGUGACGCAUACUUUUAUUUUCUUAUUGUUAUUCAAUACUCUGAAUAAAAAAGAUUCAUUAUAUACUUUUAGUUAGGUGUUUACUGUUGUAUUCCUAAACCUAUAAAUCCAUGAUACUAUAUUACUUAUUAAUAGGUGGGGAGAAAAUCAACAGCACAAACUAAAUAUUAAAAUGCUUUCAAAUAAUUAGGUAUAGAAAAAUAAAUCUUUCAAUAUUUAUAUUAAGUGAGAUAUUAGACUAUAACUAAUGAUUAGAAUGGCCGGGGAUUUCGAUCGUCUCAGUUUGUAAAAUAAAUCCAAAAGUAUUCAUAUAAUAAGUCCAGGAAAACAAGUUAAUAACUGAACUCUUGAUGUCCUAUGACUCAUGUUUACUCAAUGGAAAAUCGAGAAUAACGUACGCUAAAGAACUGGUGAACCUGGAAACAUAACUGAGAGUUCAUGACCUUUUCACUCUUUGCUCUGUGUUGACUAAAAGGGGCGGUCAGGCUUUUAAUAUAAAGUGAAGUAGAUCAGAAUCAGCCAAACCUUGCCAUUUUGUUUAUCCACAGUUUUAUUCUGGUUUUCGUGUUCUUUCUAAAUUGCUUAGUGUUGUCAUUGGUAUAUUUUCUCUUUGCUGCUUUUGUGAGUUGAUCAGUGUCCCGAAUUUAACUGUCCCUUACGUUCUGCUAAACAUGAAACAAGUAUAUGGACAAGUGAAGGUUAUUGUCUAGUCACAAGUAAUCUAAAAUGUAAAAUAAUGAUGGGUUGUAAUGCUAAAUGUAAAAAGACCUUGACUGGCUAUUCAUGACGUGUUCUCACGCCAAUAAAUCGUUCAACUUUGUUACUUCUUGAUAACAUGCGUUUUAUGUUAUCAUAUUUUUACACUAAUUUCUUUCAGUGGGUCAUGUUAAUUUGUUUGUAUGUACGGUAAGAUAGUAUUAUUUAUGACUCCGGUAUCUGUUACUGACGGUUUAAUGAUGAAAAUUCUUGGGACCUUUAAAACUAUAAGUGGUUACGAGAUCAAAUUUUUGACCCAUUUUCCUAAAUUAACUUAUAUACAAAAACAAGAAAAUCAUCAAAAUAGGUUUUUCUGAAAUGGAAAAAUGAUAUUUUUAGAUAUUGGAAAUUUCAAACAUAAAAAAAUAUGCAUGAUUAUGUUGCUUAGCAAAUAAGCGAUUAGGGGACAUGUAUUUUUGUAGAUCGAUCACUCCCUAAUGUAAGUAACUCUUAAUCGUCGUAUUAGUUUCUCAUUAUUCAACCAGAUUUUUAGUCUUUUCCGAUCUAAAUAUCUGAUCUUCUAUCUAAGGUAUAAUCAACUGGUUACAUCUUUUAAGAAAGGUGGUUCAAUAGUUAAGACGUUGAACUUUCAUCUACUAAGUUUCAAAUUCAAAACUCGCUCCAUCUACUUCGGUUCGGUCAUGCAGAUAGAUUUGCUAUUCCUCAUGCUUAGAGUGUAGUUUUAAGUUAGGUACAUUAAUCUGUGGCUGGUAAAUCAUUAAAUAAUACAUAUACUCUUUUAAAAGUAACUUUUACGACUGAUAUCCAGUAAUCAGGUCUUUAUUCAUAUGAUGAUUACUAUAAAAGGAAAUGAGAAUAAAGGAUAAAAGGUAUUGUAUACUGUGGUAUUCUUUUUUUGUAACCGUAAACUUUCUAUCGUAUUUAUAUUAGGUUAAGGAUAUUUGCAAUAAUGAUAGCUUGAGUAAUUCCAAGUUGUAUAAAAUUGCUUUUUUAAGCUGUUUAGACUCAUAAUACUUUCUUGGGUUAUUAUUUGCCCCACUGAUUUGGUUUUUUGUUUACUUUUGAACCAGUUUUGGUGUUUUGUUAUAAAUACGUUUGUUCAUAUGCGCUUUAUUUUUUGCAUAUAUUUAUUUUUUUCAGACCUACGCAGUCAAUUUACAGAACAGCUGAAAUGUUUAGAUCUUAAAUUAGAUAUUGAUUCUACUGUAGUCGCUGAACUGCAGGAUUUUUAUCGUCGACGAGCUAGUGUAGAACAGGAUUAUGCCGAUGCUUUAGCUAAACUUGCCAAUGGGUUAAAACAACGUCAUGUGAAUGAAACAACAAAGUAAGUUUUUUUCAUUUAUUGAUAUGUAUCGUUGAUUGUUUCAUUUAUGCUUGAUGGUUUCCCACUGAGAAUUCUGAUGAUGGCUUUGUUUCAUUACAAGGUCAAUAGUAUAUUGAUAGACACUUCUUUUUUUGUGUAUUCAAGUCAUAGAAUGUCCUAGUCACUUUCGUCUUCUUGUGAAGUUUGUUAAGAAUUUAUUCUUCUAAAAAGAAACUGUUAUUAUUGAAACAGUUUAUUGUUGCAAUAUACUACGAUUGUUUUAGCGCAUUGUUGUAUUUUAUAAACAACUCUAUCAUUCCGCAAUUUCAUUAUCAUAGUCGACUUUGUUGUGUCUUAAUCUUUAGGGAAUUCGUUGUCUGAUUAUGUGUGUAUGAAUUUGAAUGUGUAUCGAAUGUGUGGAUACGCUCCUUGAUGAGUGUGGUUUGGUAAUCACAUUCUGACUUAAAUGUUGGGCUUUAAUUCAUACAGUGCUUGUUAAUUCGUUUUACUGUAUGUAUGUGUACACAUUGUGUUACGUAAAGCAGACUUUUGACUUAGUGAUAAAAGUUCCUCCAAACUUGUUAUCGAAUAUUCGUCAGUAUUUAAUCCAUACCACUGGAAAAAAGUAGCUUGUACUUAUUUCGGGGUUAAAUUAUGACAAUGAGCAACGUCGCUAUAAAUUUAUUGAAACGGUAACAUAAUUGGUAUGAUAUGAAAUGAUUGAUUUUGAGAGUUUUGCGUGUUCGCAUUCACGAACUUCAUAAUGAACGUAAUAAACGCUAGUUAAUUAUCACUUACUUAUCAUACAUCUGUAGUAAUUUUCUACUUCAUAUGUGGUUUGUAUUCUUUCAGUAUUUCAUGUGACUUAAUCAGGUUUCCUCAAUUCAUUUAUGUAUUAUGGGAAUAUUUAAUCAAUUCAGCUUUGUCACAGUAUAUUACAUGCUAUAUUUUUGCAACAUUAAACAAGUAAUAUGGUAAUUUUAAAAUGUAUUUUUGUUUGUUAUCAAAGUUUCGCCGUUUAGCAUUAUUCGGUGAUAUUAAAUAUCAUAUUUCCCCCUGUGAUUAUUACCAUAGAAAGAUUGUUAAUUCACUGUAUUGAUCUUCAGUAAAUAUUAAAUGGUGAAAAGGUAUUUAUGUGUUGAAAAGUGUGUACUGUACCACUGUAUAAAUGUCAAUUCAUUUAACAUUAAUAAUAAUAAUAACAACAAUAAUGGAGUUCUAAAUUUUAGGAAAGUCGGUGACAGAACACUGACGCCCUCAUUGGGCGCCUUAUACAGCAACUACCAUAUGGAAUACAUUACUUGGUUCAACAUUACAUCUAGCUGAAGCUCAUGCAACCUUAUCUGAUAUUUUCUCGAAACAAAUGGUUCAACGUUUAGCUGAUAUGGAUGAAGAUGCUGUUCGUUUGCACAAACAGUGUCGUGAAAUGAUGUCCUCAUGUCAAGAUCGUGUUUUAGCCAAUACUACUAAACUCCAGGCCGAUCAACGUGAAUAUGCACAUAGGCAAGCUGCAGCAUUAGAAGCCGAUCGAAUUCGUCGUCGUGCUGAAGAUAAACUGUUAGCUGCUAAUCAAAAAGCCCGUAGUAAAGGCAAAGAUCCUGAUAAUAGUCAACGGUCUAUGCGAGCUCAAAACGAAUUCGACUUGAAACAAGCGAAUUAUAUCAAUGCAACUUUAUCAACAACUCGUGCACGAAAUGAAUAUUUAAUACAGUUGGCUGCUACUAAUCACAGUGUUCAACGUUAUUUCACUCAAGAGGCGCCGGAUAUAGUUGAGUGCUUGUUUUGUGGUUUCCAUAAUAGUCUGGCGCGUUCAGCAAUGAUGCAUUUAAGUUGUGAAGAAACAUUGAAAUCAUGUCAUGGUUCAAUUGUUGAAAUGUUAAACAGAAAUAUUACAGCACUUGAUUUACGACAAGAUAAAGCAUGCUUUUUUAAACGUAACGAACAAGUGUAUACACGUCCGGGUUAUUUUAAAUUUAUGCCAUCCAAAGAAGAUAUUGAAGAUCAUAUUCGUCCAGACGGUCCAUUGUAUGAUGAACUUCAAACAACAGCUAGUCAACUUACGGCUAGUAUCGAAGCACUCCGGGUAUCGACAGAUGAAACUUGGAAGACACUAGAAGAGGUUGAAAAGAAGUUAUUGGAAUUAAUUAAUCAGAAAGACUAUGAUGUCUCACGGUUGUUUUGCAUUGAAAAACCUCGUUCAAGACGUUCACUUGUCGGUGUUGGUGGUGGUGCUUCAACUGGUGUGUCGAAUAACUUGACAACUUCUAACCCUUUAGGAAGUAGUAUGGGUAGUAUUGGAACUGGUUCCAUUAAUUCAUCUUCAUCUUCUUCACCUGUUACAAUUAAUGCUACAAAUGUACAUUCUAAUCAACAGAUAUCCACAAGUGGCCGGAGUACAAGCCCUGGUUUGUUGCCUAGUUCAACGGCUAUCGUGAAUCAAGACAGUAGUUUACAGGAUAAUUCUAAUAUAUCAACUGUUUCACAGACUAAUCAUUCAGGUUCAACUACAUUUGGUGGGAACGAUCCAACUCAAGCUGGUUUAUAUCUUCGUCUCAGGUCAUUAUUUCGUGAUUCUAGAAUUGAACAAGAGAAGUUUUAUUUAGAUAGAUUUGCACACUAUACCCAAGAAAUGCAUCUUUGUCAAUUAAUGCAAGUGAAACUUGCACAAAUUCAAAAUGCACUAGAUUCUUCACAACCAAAUUCACACGAAACAAUGCCUCAAACAUCUCCAUCUUCUCAACACAUGAAAUCUAUGCUUCGACAUGGUAUACCUGUUUUACCAAAACUACCUGGAUAUAAUAAAGAGCUUACAAAAAAUCUCAAAUCUCCAUCUUCACCAACUUCUAGUUAUUUGAAAAUCGAUAGUGGUUUCUCAUCAUCACCACCUCCACCUCCACCACCUGCUCCUACUUUUACUUCACAAAGUUUUCAUCAAGAUUUACUUAAUUCACCUAUUCUUUCAUCAUCAUCUCAUUGUGAUGUAACAUCAACACCUGUAUCAAGUCCUUCAUUUUCCAGUCAUACUGUAAGUCCUGGAAGUCAGUCUGUUCUAGUCAGUAAGCAUCAAGCACGUCGUGUCCUUCGUGUACCAAAUGUUGGUAAACCAAAACUGUUUGGUGGUACCAUAGAUGAAUAUGUAGAAGCUACUAAGCAACCGAUCCCUCGCAUUGUAUUAUCUUGCAUACGUGUUAUUAAUGAAUAUGGAAUGCAUCAACAAGGUGUAUUUCGUGUGUCUGGUAGUCAGGCGGAAAUUAAUGACUUUAAAGAUGCUUUUGAAAAUGGAGAUGACCCUCUGAUUGGUGUUCAUGAGGCAAGAGAUAUAAAUUCAACUGCUAGUCUGUUAAAAUUAUAUUUUCGUGAACUAGGCGAACCUCCAUUUCCAGAUACCAUUUUCUUAGAACUUAUAGACAUAACACGUAAACACCAGGAAAUCAGUGAAAUGAUUCGACGCUUACGUCAUGUGAUCACAGAAAAUUUGAGCAGACCAGUUUUUGUAGUAAUGAGAUAUUUGUUCGCAUUUUUAAAUCACGUAUCUGAAUAUUCUAGUGAGAAUAUGAUGGAUGCAUACAAUUUGGCUAUUUGUUUCGGUCCAACAUUAAUCCCUAUACCAAGUGAAUAUAAUCAAUUACAUUGUCAAUCAAGUGUUAUUGAUUUAAUCAAACUACUCAUUAUACAUCAUUUAGUAAUCUUCGAUCAUAUGCUUCCUGGACCUGUGUAUACCAAGAAUAAGUAUAAUAUUAGCAAUAAUAAAACUACAAAUCAUAAAUCUGUGACCAGUUUAGAUUCACAUCGUUUAUCACUUUCGUCAAAUAAUGCUAUCGAAAUAGGUACAGAUAAACAACAUGUUAAGGAUGAUAGUAGUAAUUCAUGUAAACAAAACUUACAUGAUACAUGCCAAUUUUCAGUGGGACUAAAUAUUAAACACCAGUCAUCUACAUAUUUGGAUCAUGUACAAAGUAAUGAUAAUAAUAAUAAUAUUUCAUCCACGGAAUGUGUUAAAGCAUCAAGUGUUGGCAAUCUAAUUGACAAUGAGACAUUAUCUUCGUCUAAGCGAAACGAAGCUGCUGGAGAUGAUGACUACGUGUUUUCUGAAGAUGUCCAAUCCAUAUCUGAUAGUGAAGAUUCUGAACCAGCGUACACCUUAGCUGUUGCUCGAGCAGAUUUUACUGGAUCAAGUGAACGUGAAUUAUCAUUUAAUCAAGGUGAUGAGAUUUUUCUUUAUCGUCAGUUAAGUCAACAUUGGUGGGAAGGACAGUUAGCUUCAGAUUUGAGUUGUAAACGUGGCUUAAUACCACAUUUAUAUGUUGUACCCAAAGCUGCUCUACUACAUCUUGCAGCAUGUGAAGAUGAUAAUCACAGUAAUGAAAACCAACUGUUAAAUGAGAUGACCAUUGAUCUUUCUAAAAAGAGUGGAUGUACAGCAAUUGAUGGAAGUUUAACUAAUUUAGAUCAUGUUGAUGCCGAUAAUAAUAAUAAUGAUGAUGAUAAUAAAAGUGUAACAGAAAAUGGUAGUGUACUCAGUUGGAAUUGUCCUUCUGAAAGUUCAAACGAAAAUAUUCUUUCUGAUACUAAUGAUAAUAAAGUACAUCAAUUAUCACAAUCUGAAACUCCAAUUUCAAAAACUGACAAAUCGAAUCAAUUAGAAACUAUAACUGUGUCUAAAACUAUUCGCGACACUUCUAUUCUCAAAGGGACUUCUUCAAUGAUUGAGAUUUUUGAUAAAGGUGUAAAACCGACUAGUUCUAAGGAAAGUUCAAAUACUACUUCAGAAUCUCCCGAAUCUAAAGAUAAGAAGUCUUUACAAGAAUUUGGUUAUUCAGAUAAACUUGUGAUGCACCGGUUUAAUAAUCGUUAUACUAUUAGUUAUCCAGCCUUUGGACCUUUAGGUUCUGUUCCUGAAAAUGAAGUUAUAUCACCUAGUGAAUUAACUCCAUCAUCUCCUGUGUAUAGUUUAAAUGAAGCGAAUAAUCGGUGCCAGUCUGUAGGCGAAGGAAGCUCUCGAUUUUUAUUUAAUUCCGACGUUGAUACAGCCUUAGAAGAAGUUAUGCGUGGUUUAGCUUCUUUGGAACAAGCAGAUAACCGUAAUAGUGAUUCUAGAACGCUAGAACGCAACCAAGAACUGACUCGUAAGCUUUGCUUACCUAGCGCGAAACAUGCCCCAGAUUUAGUCAUGGAUCUUCCUAUUUCAACAGAUUCUAAAGUGCAAAAAUAUACACCGUCUCCCAGUUACACUCAUGAAGAGUCGGCUAACAGCUUUGCUGAACAUUUCGCCGAACAAACUUUGAAUACAAUGCGAAAGCGCUCUGAAACACAAUCAUCACCACAAACGUCAGUAACUUCAAACCGAUGUCCCGCCAGUGACGGUAGUAACUCAAGCUAUGGAGAACUUGGCAAAGUUAUUCUACGAAGUAGAUCCAAUCAUACAGUUCAAUCGGUAGAAGUUCCUAAAAGCUUACCCCGUUUGAAUAGAGCAAGUUCUGAAGAAAAAAAACAUGAAAUACCACAAACUGCCGAUGAAAAACCGACUAGUGAACCGAAACUUUCAAUCGCUGCUCGAGUAGCAGCUUUCGAAGCAACUAAAUCUGAUUCAUGUGGUUCUUCCAUAAACGUUGCUCCAAAAUUAGCUCCUAAACCUAAAAGAAGUUAAUUUUGUUGUUGUUUUUACGUAUUUCUUGUUUAAUUUAUUGAUUGUGCUCAGCAUUUAUUACUUGUCAGUUUAUUAUUCGAGGUGAUUUCUACAAACAAUAUGAUAAAUUACUUUAAUAACCCUAUAAUCUGAUGAUGAAUUAUACAGGUUUUAUCCGUUGGCAUAUUUUAAUGCCCAGUUAAAGUAUAAAUAUGCGUAAACAAUACAGUGCUUCCUUUCUUUAAGAUAUCCACCAAAUUCUUCAUUAUUCUGCCCGUUUUUCUUCCAAUAAAAUGAUUUCAUUUGAAUUAAUUUUCAUUCUUAAAUUUGGUAAGACCUAACUUUUACAUUGAUCAAAAUGAUUUUAGAAAUAAUGUGUUUUAUACACUGUUAUUAUUUUUAAUUUAAAAAAAAAUAAUACGAGCAGAUACUACGUAUUCGUUUUGAUCUCUCGAUAUACUUUUAUUUCUAUAGUGUGAAAUUCUUUGCGUAUGGUUGGUGUCUUUUGAUAUCUUUCAUAGUAAUAAUAAAUAAUAAACAGAUGUGUCAUACGUAAUCCUAUGACCAGAUCUUAAUACUUUAUUUCGAAGUGUAAAUGCAUUACUAAUAUUUUUUAUCUUAUCGUGUAACCGGAUUUCAAUUUCCUUCUUUACCGUACAUGUUUUCUGUUUUUUACUCUCACGGAUUGUUUUCUUCAUUUAUCCUACUUUUAAAGGUGUACACAUAAUAUUUAUAUAUGUACCACGUGGCUCAAUAUCUAGUUUUAUUGUAACUUUUGUUGUUUUUGCAUCUGCAACUUUUAUUUUUCGUGCUAACCUUUUUACCUAUUAUGGUGAUCCCUAGUUGUUAGCUUUUAAUGUAAUUUUUAAAGGUUAAUGUGACACUGGUUAAAAUAGGGGUACUGUCAAGUUCUAUUUGUUGUUGACAAAAGACUGCUCCUACCAAUUGUAAACAUUCAUAUGCAUAUGCGAAUGUGAGAUAUUGUAUUGUUAGUACCUAUCCCGGUAUUCCAAUUUUACUUUGUGUUUAGUCUUAUGCGCGUGUAUGUACACUUAAAUAAGAUUAUCGAUGUACUUCCUUUACAACUAAUUCUACAUUGAGUGUUAUGAGUUGUUAUGCAAACAUUUUAUGCAUAUUGACUCAGUUGGUUUUAUAUUAUUUUUGCUUAUAAUUGAAUGUGAAGACAAAAAGGAUUUUCAGGAAUCAAAUAACUGUCCACUUAUUAAUUGUGUGGUGUUAGUAGUGAAAAUAAGCGUUUAAGUCUUUGUCUCUUUAGUUUAAAAUAGAUUAUCUGGAAUCCUUGAUGGA